Prorocentrum cordatum is the source of this 1355-nucleotide messenger RNA. The record is from the annotation of a GenBank genome assembly. NCBI's taxonomy places the organism in Eukaryota, Dinophyceae, Prorocentrales, Prorocentraceae.
ACUUGCGUCCCAGAUCCAUUGCUGAUGGCCCUGCGGCCCGACAGCGGCCCCCGCGAGGGCCGCAGUCGAGGAGAACCGCCGCGGUGGCCAAAAUCUCAGAUCGUCGGAGAUCCCGCCGUUGGCGGCGACAACGCCCACCAAACGGAGAACGCCGCGCCCAUGCUUUGAGAACCCCCGUGUCGCGCCCCCCGGUUCCAGUGUCGAAGACGGGCGUGUCUGCGGGUCUGAGCUAUGGGCGCUCAUAUCACGCCGACGAGGGCACUCCCACACCGGCCGCGGAGGCGAACUUGCAACGUGGGGGCCCGAGGGUGGCCCCGUCGACGCAGCGUUGGCUGGGCGUUGCGAAGUGCGCCAGCGGCGGCCUGCGAGCACCUGGCCGGCGCCCUCCCGCGGAGGGCUCGCCGCCCAGGGCCCCGUCGCCGGCCGAGCCGCGCGGGAGCACCCGGCGGCCGCUGCGCGACCGGCAGGAGCCCGACGGCGGGGGCCGCGGGGGCUGGGACUUCACGACCUCCGACAUGUCCAGGUACCGGCUCAAGCCCGCCCAGCAGCUGCAGAGGCAGGUGCUCCGGAUCUCCAGGAACCACGACGAGGCCGCGGCGGAGGUCGCGGAGAAGAUCCGCAGCAUGCAGGAGAACAUCGCGCCCUUCGUGCACGAGCUCCACGAGCGCGGCUGGGCCGCCGACGCGGCCCCGCCGAGCCGGAUGACGCCCUGCUUCGCGUCCAGGGUGCCCACUGGGCGCCUGCCGGGGGGCGCGGCCGGCGGGCUGCUGGACGCGCACGGCGGCGCCCUGUCCCCGGGGUGGCCCGCGGAGGCGCCCCGCGAGCCGAGGGGCGCCGGGGCCUCCGGUGCCCCGAGGGGCGGCUCGGCCGAGCCCGAGCUCGGCGUGGCGCUGGCGCGCCCGGGCCCCGCGGCGUGCUCGGCCGAAGGCGCGCCGCGGUACAAGUUCCUCCGCCGCGCGCGCUGCGAUCGCCAGGCGUUCGCUGAGCCCUCGCGGCUCUACCAGCCCGCCCCCGCGCCUCACGCAGCGCUGGGCUCAGCGCCCGGUGCCGAGGCUGCGGAGGAACACCCCUGCUGGCGGGCCCCGGACCUCGAGCUCAGCAGGAUCGAGGACGAGGCCGCAGACCUGGUCGCCCAGCUCGCGUGGUGGCGGCGGCAGCGGGAGCCCGACGAGGCGGGCGGCCCGGGCACCACCGGCGACGCAGCAGAGGCGCCCGCCGAGGAGGAGGAGGGCGAGGAGCUGGCGUCGCGCAGCGAGUGGCUGCGGCUGCCCUCCGACGGCGUCGCCGCGGCCACCGUGCCGGCGCCGGAGGAGGAGGGCGGCGCCGCUCCCCGGCCGGCGUGGCAGCUGGAGGCC